This is a messenger RNA of Lobosporangium transversale, 474 nucleotides long. RefSeq lists its product as hypothetical. The record is from RefSeq and is a predicted model, not a curated record. The coding region runs from base 1 to 474 and encodes 157 amino acids. Lineage: Eukaryota; Fungi; Mortierellomycota; Mortierellomycetes; Mortierellales; Mortierellaceae. The transcript has 2 exons.
AUGCCUACUAUGGAUUCUACUCCCGCACUUGUUGCUGCUCUGAUGCAUCCUCCGCCAACUGCCUCGUCUUCAACCCCUCGUCCCAUCAUUUUGGAGGACAAUUUUCUCGCCUCGGUGAUCCCAAGGAGCAUCUUUCAUCUAAAGUUCCUAUUAUUCCCGGCGCAUUUGAAGCGCUUGAGCAGUUCUUCCACUCGGCUGGUCAAAUACAUGGCCUUUAAGAGAAAGAGAGAUGAUCAUGAUGAAUCAGCAGUGGAAUCCGAGGGACACAAAGGAAAGCGGAGAGCAAGUAGCAAAGACUCGGAUAUUACAGAUGACUCAACUACAAACAAUGAAGACGAAGCCGAAGACAGAUUGAGAUUUAUUCGGAUGCAGUCUUUGGAAGAAAGCAUGAAGCAAAGAUUAAUCCUGCGACGAAGCUUUUUGAGGCCUCGAGGGAUGGCAAGAGACUGGAUGAUUUUAGGAUUGUUUACAUGA